Lytechinus pictus (painted urchin) is the source of this 1559-nucleotide messenger RNA. RefSeq lists its product as uncharacterized. The coding region runs from base 120 to 821 and encodes 233 amino acids. The record is from RefSeq and is a predicted model, not a curated record. The transcript has 2 exons. Lineage: Eukaryota; Metazoa; Echinodermata; Echinoidea; Temnopleuroida; Toxopneustidae.
GGCGACGUCAGUAUUCAUCCAAAGGGCCAAACUUUUUGUGGCAUCUGGACAGCUACGACAAACUGAAAGCAUUUGGAAUAUGCAUUAAUGGCUGCAUCGAUGGGUUUUCCAGGAAAAUAAUGUGGAUGAACGCCUACCACACUUCAUCAGACCCGAAGGUGAUUGGAGGGUACUACAUAGAAAAGGUGUCAGACAUCGGAGGAUGUCCAUCUGUUGUACGUGGGGAUCUAGGUACCGAGAAUGGAUAUGUGCGUGACUUUCAAAGGUUCUUCCGUGAGGACGACGAAGAUGGCAUGGCGGGCAUUCGCAGUUAUCUAGAAGGUCCAAGCACAGCCAAUCAAAGGAUCGAGUACUGGUGGUCCUUCCUUCGAAGGGAGUGCAUGGAAUUUUGGAUCUAUUUUUUUCGCGAUUUGCAAGAUGACGGUGAUUUCAAUGGCAAUUUCGUAGAUGUCAAUCUCCUACGGUUUUGUUUCUUACAUCUUAUCCAGGCUGAGCUUGAUGAAGUGGUAGAUGUAUGGGAUCGGCAUCUCAUUAGACCAUCGAGGAACAUCCAAGCUCCUAGCGGCCGCCCAAACAUUAUGUUCAACUUGCCGUCUUUGUACACUACAAGAGAUUAUCUGCAUGGUGUGAGCCAGGAACGUAUGCAAGCAUGCAAAGAGGAAUGUGUUUUCAGAAAAACAAUACCAUGUGAUGAAGACAUCUUUGAACUCUGUUGCAUCGUGAUGAAUGAAGUUGGGUACGAGUAUCCAAGAGACCGACACGGUGCUCGACUUCUUUAUGUAGCUCUUCGACGUGAGAUAACACACUUGCUUAACAAUUAAUUAUGUCUGAAGGUGCAGCAGCUAUAGGUUCAAACCAACUUAACCAAGGAAUACAAACAAUACCUGUUCAUGUGGGUGUGUUUUAAGUUUUUCCUUUUUUGUUCUUCUUAAGGAAAUAAGCAUAGUCUAAUUGCCUUCUCGCCAAUCAUUGGUUUUGUACACAGUUUGACCUAGAUUAUCUGGCCACUAUCUGGCAAGGAAUUUUUUUUCCUCACUCUUUGCUUCAAGAUUGAGGGAAAGUUUCUUCCUUUGUUUUAUUUAAAUUUUGUACAAACAAAAUGAAACAAGUCUGGAACAAAAGCUUGCCAUUUAAAUGUAUAAGUUUGUUCAUAUACCAGUUUAAUUAAGUAAUAGGAUAUGCUCUAUAUAGAGACAUGUUGUCUAGGACUUGUCUCUCAUAUAUGGCCAAAUCAAUUAUCUGGAUGAAGGCCGGUCCCGACCAGAUAACCGAGGUCGAACUAAAAUAAUUCAGCAAUGAGUCAAUGGAGGUUUACAUUCCAAAGUGAUGGACAAGUAUUGAUUUCUUGUAACUUUUUAUUGAAAGUAGAAAAAAAGAUUGACACAGAUCUCGGUACAAAAUCUAUAAGGACUACAUAGGCACUCUGUAGGCAUCUUAAGCAUUUUAUUGAAGUUUUUCAUACUAAACUUUCUUACUGCUUUGUUCGCCUUGGACAUAUUGUAAUUGUUCUGUUCAUGUCAUAUUACUACAUGUAAUUAAAUCAACUUGAUUAUCUUCCA